Angiostrongylus costaricensis is the source of this 465-nucleotide messenger RNA. Lineage: Eukaryota; Metazoa; Nematoda; Chromadorea; Rhabditida; Metastrongylidae. The record is from the annotation of a GenBank genome assembly.
AGGUAUAUAAACCCGAAGCAGGUAAUUCAUUUCGCAGUUUUAACUCCUUCCAGAGAGGCAGUUUCCGUUCCAGUAACGAAACCAAACGAGCCGGAAUUCAAAAUGACGAUUACGCCAGUAAAAGUGAUAUUUCAAUGUACAGCUGAAAAGAAACCAGUGUGGACUGACGUAAAGCUGACGAACCCUAUGAAAGAUAAACAAAGUUAUAAGGUGAAAUGUACAUCGGCAGACAUUUUCCGAGCUCAACCACCACUGGGAUUCAUAAAACCUGGAGAAACCGGAACGAUUCGUAUGUGGUUUCAGAAUAAAGAAAUUCCGGAAGGUCACCGACAUUACUUUGCAAUUUACCACAUCAAAUGUCCCGAGGGAAAGACUGUGAAGGAAAUUUGGACGAAAAACGUAAACGAAGGAGACAGAAGGCUUCCAUUUCUUCUGCACAGGAACAUCAAACUACAAGUCGCAUAA